This is a messenger RNA of Colletotrichum truncatum, 1731 nucleotides long. RefSeq names its product major facilitator superfamily transporter. Gene Ontology annotation, biological process: transmembrane transport. The record is from RefSeq and is a predicted model, not a curated record. NCBI's taxonomy places the organism in Eukaryota, Fungi, Ascomycota, Sordariomycetes, Glomerellales, Glomerellaceae. Gene Ontology annotation, cellular component: plasma membrane. Gene Ontology annotation, molecular function: transmembrane transporter activity.
AUGAUUACCUCACCUACUAUAAAAUCACACAAACGGCACAGUCUUACUGAAGCCACUAAUACAAGCGAGAAUUUCCAGAAUCAGCAAGAUGAAAUUGAACUUGAGAGAGUUAAUCCUGCUGGGCAAGAAACGUCCCGACUCGGUUUGGAACUCAACCACCCUACCGAGUGCACUGGAUCACAUCAUCUGGCCAAAGAUGAGAUAUUUGACCAAUCUUCAAGACUUCCUCUAGGUCGCCUUAUAAUAGCAUAUCUAUGCCUGGCAGCCAUCUACUUUGUUCAAACCCUUGAUAUCAAUUCUGUAGCGACCGCUUUGCCGGCUAUCGCUGCGUCGCUCGAUGCCGGAAACAGCAUUACCUGGACAGGCACAGCUUACCUCAUGGGCCAAACCGUAUUCCAAGCUCUGUAUGGGCGAAUGUCAGAUAUCUUUGGUCGAAAGCCUGUCCUUAUGGUAUGUAUCGGAUUCCUUGUACUCGGCGACCUUCUCUGCGGAUUCGCAAAAAAUGCCCUGUGGCUGUAUGUUUGCCGCGCGUUGAGCGGUAUCGGAGGUGGCGGGAUCAGCUCGCUUGUCCAGAUCACUGUGAGUGAUCUUGUGAGCUUGAAAGAUCGUGGGAAGUAUCAAGGCCUACUUAGCGCCUCAAUCGGCCUGGGUGCCAGCACCGGCCCCUUCAUUACAGCGAGUAUGCUCAACAAGGGCGCGACCAUGGGCGUCGAGGCAUGGCGAUGGAUUUUUUGGGUUCCCCCAAUUCUCGCUACGGCAUGUGCCCUGGUAAUUUGGAUGUGCCUUCCGCUAAAACCAGUUUUUGGAGGUUGGCGAGAGAAAUUAGGCAAGAUUGACUGGUAUGGGCUGGGCGCUGCAAUGGCAGGGAUCCUGCUCCUGCUGAUCCCACUCAACUCCGGCGGCAGCAUUUGGCCGUGGCAUAAUGCGCAUGUCAUUGCCUUAUUAGUGCUCGGAGCCUUUUUUCUCGUCAUAUUUGUUAUUGUUGAGAAAUCAGUGGCCACAAUCCCAUUGAUCCCUCUCCGUCUCUUUAGCCAAAGAUCCACUGCAGUCAUGUAUGUGCAAAGCGCCCUUUAUGACAGUGUGUGGCAGGUAAAUCUAUAUUUCCUUCCCAUUUACUUCCAAGAGGUCAGAGGGUAUGGCCCAUUGAGAAGCGCAACAUUGGUUCUGCCCCUCUUGUUAGUGCACAGCACUGCCGGAGUGGCAUCCGGGCCUCUUAUGAGUAAGCUUGGCAGAUACGCCCCUAUACUGUUUACAGGCAUGGGCCUAUGGACGCUUGGCUCUGGACUCAAGAUUGUUUUCUCACGAACAACAUCCGUCAGCACUCAUAUUAUCGUGCUAGUAAUUGAAGGAGCUGGAAUUGGAUUGGUUCAUCAGCCAGCUUUGGUUGCGUUGCAAGCACUUUCCAAACCUGAAGACCGUGCUGUAGCAACAUCAACUCGCAACCUGAUGCGAAUGCUGGGUUCCGUUGUGGGAAUGGCUGUCUCGACGGCUGUUCAAUAUGCGGUCAUGAAGUCAGCAUUGUCGGAAGACAUGCCGAUGACCCUUCGAUUAAGAGUAACUGGGGGAACCUGGCAUCCAGGGGAAGUCGACUUUAGGGAGUGGGAGCCAGCUAUUCUGGAUGCAAAGAUGAAAGGCGUUCGAGCCGUUUUUAUUAUGCAAGCUCCGCUAAUGUUUCUCUGUCUCAUAGGAUGUUGGUUUAUCCCCAAUGUUGCUCUCCAAGGAGAUAACUGA